Molecule: messenger RNA, 402 nt
Organism: Fraxinus pennsylvanica
Lineage: Eukaryota; Viridiplantae; Streptophyta; Magnoliopsida; Lamiales; Oleaceae
Source: the annotation of a GenBank genome assembly
AUGCUAAAAAUAGUGUGUUUUCAUUCUAAUAUUAUCAUUCUGCCUUCAAAAGUGCUUUUCUUGAAGUGUGAGCAUCAAUUUUUAUGCUUUGCAAUCUAUCUAGAGAAUUACGAGAUACAACUUGGUCAACAUGCAAGGUCCCCAUAUCGCUUCUUUAAUGGUCAGAGAUGCCAGAUAUGUUUAAGGUCUGAUUCUUUGCAACAAGUGAUGGAGAGGCUGGCAACUCCUGUAAAUGACUAUGCAGUAACUAUUUCACCAGAUCAAAGCAAAGAUUCUGUGGAUGAUGUAGCAUUACCAGUGGUACCUGAAUGGAAACAUGACUCGGAAACCAAGUCGAAAGGCAAUAGAAAUGUUUCUGAGACAGAUGGUGCCCUUAGUUCUGAUGAGGUCAGUGCUAACUAA